UCUCCCGGCAGAAAGUUAGCAGCGGGGAAGGAACUCGGGGCUGCAACAGCGCGCGGCGGCGGCGGCAGAGGCUGAAGCAGGAGCCGCGGCGGAGCCGGGGAAGCGGGGGCGCUGCAGACGGAGCAGGUGCAGCCGGCGGGUCCGCGCGCCCCCCUCGGUCCCCUUGCCAGAGGCUGAGGGGGGGGUGGUGGGGGGCCGCCCGGACUCCACGGGAAGAGUGGGGAGGGGGGCCAUGCGGCCGGGCUCCCCCCCGGCGCAGCGGGACAGCGGCCAGGGCCGGGGGCGCAGCGGCGUCGCUUCAUGCAGCCGGGGCGGCUGGGCAGCGGCGGCGGCGGCGGCGGCGGCGGCGGGGGCGGCGGCUGAAACCAUGUCCGGGCAGCGCCGGGGGCCGCCGCCGCCGCCGCCGCCGCGAGCCGGGAGCCGCGAUGGCCCCGUGGCCCGCACCUCCUCCGCCUCCGCCUCCGCCUCCACCUCUCGCCGCGCCGCCGCCGCCCGGCGCCUCUGCUAAGGGGCCGCCGGCGCGCAAGCUGCUUUUUAUGUGCACCUUGUCCCUGUCCGUCACCUACCUGUGCUACAGCCUCCUGGGCGGCUCGGGCUCCCUGCAGUUCCCCCUGGCGCUGCAGGAGCCGCCGGGCGCCGCCGCCGAGCCCCCGCCGAGCCCGCCGCCACCCUCUCUGCCGCCUCCCCCCGUGCGCCUCGGCGCCCCCUCGCAGCCGCCCGCGCCGCCGCCGCCGGACAACGCGAGCCGCGGGGAGCCGCCCGAGCCCCCCGAGCAGCCUGCCGCCCCCGGGGCCGACGGCUGGGGGCUGGCGAGCAGCGGAGGGGGCGCCCGGGACGCCUGGCUCCGGACCCCGCUGGCCCCGGGCGAGAUGAUCACGGCGCAGAGCGCGCUGCUGGAGAGGGAAGCGCAGGAGUCCAGCACCACCGACGAGGAGCUCGCAGGCCGGAGAGCGGCCAACGGGAGCAGCGAGAGGGGCGGCGCCGCCAGCACCCCGGACUAUGGGGAGAAGAAGCUGCCACAGGCGCUUAUCAUCGGGGUCAAGAAAGGAGGGACCCGCGCGCUGCUGGAGGCGAUCCGAGUCCACCCGGACGUGCGGGCGGUGGGCGUAGAGCCGCACUUCUUCGAUAGGAACUACGAAAAGGGGCUGGAGUGGUACAGAAAUGUGAUGCCUAAGACUCUGGACGGGCAGGUAACCAUGGAGAAGACGCCGAGUUACUUUGUGACCAACGAGGCCCCCAAGCGCAUCCAUGCCAUGGCCAAGGACAUCAAACUGAUCGUGGUGGUGAGGAACCCUGUGACCAGGGCCAUCUCGGACUACACCCAGACGCUGUCAAAGAAACCCGAGAUCCCCACCUUCGAGGUGCUGGCCUUCAAAAACCGGACCCUAGGGCUGAUCGACGCCUCCUGGAGUGCCAUUCGGAUAGGGAUCUACGCUCUGCACCUGGAAAACUGGCUCCAGUAUUUCCCACUCUCCCAAAUCCUCUUUGUCAGCGGAGAGCGACUCAUAGUGGACCCUGCCGGGGAGAUGGCCAAAGUCCAGGAUUUUCUAGGCCUCAAGCGUGUCGUGACUGAAAAACAUUUCUAUUUCAACAAAACCAAGGGGUUCCCUUGUCUAAAGAAGCCAGAGGACAGCAGUGCCCCAAGAUGCUUAGGCAAGAGCAAAGGUCGGACUCAUCCGCGCAUCGACCCCGAUGUGAUCCACAGACUGCAGAAAUUCUACAAACCCUUCAACAUGAUGUUUUACCAAAUGACUGGUCAAGAUUUCCAGUGGGAACGGGAAGAGGGGGACAAAUGAGGUUAGAGAAGCAGAGGGAAGGCUAGCAAGUAGUCAAGGAGGCUUUUGCCCUGAGUCCUGAAAUCCCCCCACUGGGGUCUGUAACCUCAGCCUCACUGGAGUGCCAAGUAGAUCCCCACCCCCUUUGGCCACCCGGGAUCACUUCCAAUGCUAUAGGCUUAGGCAAAGGGAUGGAUCCCAUGGCAUCCUCGUGGAGGCACUAGGGCAGCGGCAUUUGGUUGACCAGAUGGCCACCAGGAGCCAUGGUUAAUUCUUGUCUUCUGCUAAUUCUGAAGACAGGAUAAGUAGCCAUCAAGGUCAGAGACCAUGCCAGGAAUGUUUAAGUGAUUAAAAAAAAAAAAGAAAAGAAGGAAGGUCUACUUUGGCCACUGUAGGAGCCCAAUUCCUAGCCCUGCCUUUGGCACAGCCCUCUUCUGUACAAACCUUCGCUUUGGCCUGUCUCCAGAAUGCUACUUGUGGCUGAGUGCUCCAGGACUCCUAGGGAGCAAGGUCCUUUUUCUCUGAGGUGUCUCUAGCCUCCUCCUUCAAGGUCUCAUCCCACAACCCUUUGACGUCCCUCCUCCUCCACUUAUGAAGGCAGAGGCAUGCACGGUCCUCACCAGAAAACAAAAAAAAACACAAAGAUAAAAGCUGACACCCUUAGAAGCCUUCGAAGAGCCCUCCAAGGAGGGUCCUGGGCUGUGGUGAAGCUUGGCAUAGACCCUCAUGAUAGAAUCAGGCCUACGUGCCUGUCCCUAGGGCCACAUGAUUGCCUUUGAGUUCUGAGCCCUGUGGUUGGUAGAGAUAAAUGUUAUUUCUGGGGGUGAAAAUGAAGGCCAGAUCUUUCGAUGGGAGGUCUCCAUAUGUGCCGACCCUCAACACCACAGCUCCGAGAAGGCUCUUGGGGUGGGCUCUGUCCCUUGUAGUCCUGAGAGGUGCAAGGACCAGAGAGUUGGCAUGUCUUCCCGUUAUGGGUAAUCCUGAGCAACACAACCAACAGGGGAUCUUGUUUGUCCCGCUGUGUCCCCCUCAUGGUCAUCUGAUGCUUCCCUUACUCUCUUCAGAGAUGGCACAAUGGGGCAGUGACAGAGUGUCGACCCCAUCCAUGGCCGGUCUUCACAUCCAGCCUGCGGAUGCGGGGGAGGGCAAGGGCUGUCUGCGGACACCCCCAUUAAGGGCUGCUGAACCAAGUGUCCCUUCCCAUUACUUUGAUUUGAUUAAAAGGCCGCCUUUGACACCAAGCGCUUGUUCACCGAUCUCCAAAACCAGGAACUGUUCUAGUAAAUUUGGAAAUAUGUAUGAGUGGGGGGAGCUAAGUCCGUUCACCUGUUAUUAAACUCAUUUCUCCCGCUAAAUGAAAACUGUGUUGUUAUAAAGCUUAAUGCAAACCUGACUGAUGGGCUUUGAUGGUGUGUUUGUAUUGGUCACCUCCGACCCCCGCCCCACCCUCACAUUCUGGGAUGAUCCCUUCUCCUCCCCGGGUGGCCAGAAAGCCCCAGAUUAGAGAAUCUUCCAGGGGAAUUCUAUCUGCACAGCCAGAUAAUUCUUCCAAACAGCACAAAGGAAGUGACUCUAAGGAGUGCAGCUUUCUCUUAACUAAUCCCAGCAAGCGGUGGACGGGUACACUAGACUCAGAAACAACCUUCCAGAUAAUUUUUUGUCAGGUAAGAAAGUGGUCUUUGAACCGAAGGCAACGAAUAUACCUUCACCACCGAAGCAAAAGAAGACACAGAUACACACACAGGCACACACGAACCCAUCUCUUCUGAAGGAAGACCGGGCAUGCUGGUUCAGAACAGAGUUCUGUGGGCUGA
Lutra lutra (Eurasian river otter) is the source of this 3589-nucleotide messenger RNA. RefSeq names its product heparan sulfate-glucosamine 3-sulfotransferase 4 (gene HS3ST4). Gene Ontology annotation, molecular function: [heparan sulfate]-glucosamine 3-sulfotransferase activity. The record is from RefSeq and is a predicted model, not a curated record. The coding region runs from base 426 to 1796 and encodes 456 amino acids. Lineage: Eukaryota; Metazoa; Chordata; Mammalia; Carnivora; Mustelidae. The transcript is spliced from 2 exons.